Molecule: messenger RNA, 602 nt
Organism: Micromonas commoda
Lineage: Eukaryota; Viridiplantae; Chlorophyta; Mamiellophyceae; Mamiellales; Mamiellaceae
Exons: 2
Coding region: 1-441 (146 amino acids)
Source: RefSeq, a predicted model, not a curated record
AUGCGCAAGGCUAAGCUGAGGGGCGCUAACCUCACGGGAGCGUACCUCAUGAAAGCCGUCGCCUUCGCCGCGGACUUCGAGGGCGCCAACCUGAGCGACGCCCUCAUGGACAGGGCCGUUUUAAACAACGCCAACUUCAAAGACGCCAUCAUGACGAGAGUGGUCUUGACGUCGAGCGACUUGGGCGACGCCGUCAUCGAGGGGGCGGAUUUCUCGGACGCGCUGAUCGACGUGAAGCAGCAGCAGGCGCUGUGCAAGUACGCCAACGGCGUGAACAGCGUGACGGGGGUGAGCACGCGCAAGUCGCUCAACUGCGGCGGGAGCGCUUCGAUGCUGCGAACGUCCACGCCGAGCGGGUACAUGACCGAUGAUACAAAGGCCAAGCCGGAGGCGGCGUUCGAGGCGAGUCGAUUCAGCGCGUACUCGACGUACGGCCAGUGAGGGUGAAGGUCGGGCGGGGGUUCGAGCGCACGGACGGCCUGGGGACGGCCGAGCACGGCGCGGGGGGGUUUGUCCCCACAGACGAAACGUGUCGUCGUGUAGAGGUAUCCCGUGCCUUUGUUUCAACGGCGUGAGGUGUUAAACUUUGACCGCCUCGCUCU